Molecule: messenger RNA, 1590 nt
Organism: Microsporum canis CBS 113480
Lineage: Eukaryota; Fungi; Ascomycota; Eurotiomycetes; Onygenales; Arthrodermataceae
Product: polyamine transporter 1
Exons: 2
Coding region: 1-1590 (529 amino acids)
Biological process (GO): transmembrane transport
Molecular function (GO): transmembrane transporter activity
Source: RefSeq, a predicted model, not a curated record
AUGGCAGAGAAUACAAACGCAUCUUACUCGAUGGAUCCAAAAACCCAGCCUCAUGGCUUAGAAGCAUCUCAGAAUAACAUCAACUCAUCCGAAGAGUCGGCCUUAGGCGAGAGAGACCUUGAAAAAGGGGAAAGACCCGGAUCCAUUGUCUCGCCUCCACAAUCAAUACACGAUGAACCUCCAAAGAAUCCGGAUAUUGUGACCUGGGAUGGCCCUGACGACCCCGAGAACCCAAGGAAUUUCAGCCGUAUGCGAAAAUGGUACAUCACUAUGAUGCUAUCCCUCUUGACCUUCUGUAUCACCUUCGCGAGCAGCGUCUUCAGUCAAGCCACGGCGGUAACGGCAGAGAUUUAUGGUGUAUCAGUAGAAGUUACUACCCUUGCAACGAGUCUUAUCGUAUUGGGAUUUGCUCUUGGGCCUAUAAUCUGGGGACCCCUUUCCGAAGUAUAUGGUCGACGUCUUCCCAUGCUCAUCUGCUUUAUCAUUGCAGCUAUUUUCCAGAUUCCCGUUGCUGUAGCACAGAACCUCGCAACUAUCCUGAUAUGUCGAUUUUUGGUCGGAGCAUUUGGCUCUGUUACUCUUGCAGUCGUUGGUGGCGCUCUGGUUGAUAUUUGGGAGCCUGUUGACCGUGGCAUCGCAGCAGCUGGUUUCUGCGCCGCAACAUUCUUGGGACCGACUGCUGGGCCGAUCAUUGGCGGCUUCAUCGUCCCUUCACACCUGGGUUGGCGAUGGACCUCUUGGAUUACACUCAUCAUCGAUGCCGCUGUUGGACUUGCUGCUGUUUUCACCCUUCCCGAGACCUUCGCACCAGUGAUUUUACAGAAUCGAGCUGCACGACUUCGAUACGAAACGAAGAACUGGGCUCUCCAUUCGACCCUUGACGAAUCACCCCUGACAUUCAACGAUAUAAUCAAUAAAUAUCUAAGUCGUCCGUUUGAGAUGUUGAUCCUAGAGCCAAUUCUCUCUCUAACCACCCUCUACCUUGCUAUCGUUUACGGAAUCCUCUACCUCUUUUUCUUCGCCUACCCAAUCUCUUUCCAGGAAGUCCGAGGCUGGAAACACCCUGGUGUCGCAGCUCUUCCAUUUAUUGGCCUCGCUAUUGGCAUCCUACUGGGAUGUGCUGUUCUCAUCUACAUAAGCAAACAUCAAUACGCGCGAAAAUUCAAAGCAACCGGACGCCUUGUUCCAGAAGAUCGUCUACCACCUAUGAUAUUCGCUGCCUUCACUCUACCUGCAGGCUUGUUCUGGUUCUCUUGGACAUCAUCACCACAUAUCACAUGGGUGCCCCAAGUGAUCGCUGGUAUACCCAUCGGCUUUGGCUUGAUCAUCAUUUUCUUGCAAGGCAUUAACUAUGUCGUCGACGUCUAUCUUGUGUAUGCCAAUUCAGCACUGGCAGCGAACACAUUCAUCCGCAGUCUUCUGGGAGCUGCCUUUCCUAUGUUCGCCUCACAGAUGUUCCACAACCUUGGAGUUGCAUGGGCUGGCAGUCUGUUGGGCUUUAUAACGGUGGCCAUGAUUCCUGUUCCCAUACUGUUUUAUGUAUACGGGGCUAGAAUCAGGGCUAUGAGUCGCUUCGUUCCGAAAGUGUGA